ACAGUCCGGCCCGGUGCGUUGCCUUGCGAACUCGCCAAGCCACACUGGAUCUUAUAUUCUACGCAUUAAAGAAUAUAUUCAGGACAAAAUGAGGGAAUGCAUCUCAGUCCACAUCGGCCAAGCAGGCGUUCAAAUCGGGAACGCCUGCUGGGAGCUGUACUGCCUCGAGCACGGCAUUCAACCCGAUGGCCAAAUGCCUUCGGACAAGACUCUGGGCGGCGGAGACGACUCCUUCAACACCUUCUUCAGUGAGACUGGAGCGGGCAAGCACGUGCCCAGGGCGGUGUUCGUUGAUCUGGAACCUACAGUUGUUGACGAGGUCCGCACGGGCACGUACCGCCAGCUAUUUCACCCGGAGCAGCUGAUCACUGGCAAAGAGGACGCGGCGAAUAACUAUGCGCGCGGACACUACACCAUUGGCAAGGAGAUCGUGGACGUCGUGCUCGACAGGAUCAGGAAACUCGCCGACCAGUGUACCGGCCUGCAGGGCUUCCUGGUAUUCCACUCGUUCGGCGGCGGCACUGGCUCCGGCUUCACGUCGCUGCUGAUGGAGCGCCUCUCCGUCGACUACGGAAAGAAGUCCAAGCUCGAGUUCUCCAUCUACCCUGCGCCACAGGUGUCGACAGCGGUGGUGGAGCCGUACAACUCGAUCCUGACGACGCAUACAACGCUCGAGCACUCGGACUGCGCCUUCAUGGUGGACAAUGAGGCCAUCUACGACAUCUGUCGGAGAAACCUAGACAUCGAGCGCCCCACCUACACCAAUCUCAACCGGCUCAUCGGACAGAUCGUGUCAUCGAUCACGGCGUCUCUACGGUUCGACGGCGCGCUGAACGUGGACCUGACGGAGUUCCAGACCAACCUGGUGCCGUACCCGCGCAUCCACUUCCCGCUCGCCACGUACGCGCCCGUCAUCUCCGCGGAGAAGGCCUACCACGAGCAGCUCACCGUCGCCGAGAUCACCAACGCCUGCUUCGAGCCCGCUAACCAGAUGGUGAAAUGCGACCCCCGUCACGGCAAGUACAUGGCAUGCUGCAUGCUGUACAGAGGAGACGUGGUGCCGAAGGAUGUGAACGCAGCCAUCGCAACCAUCAAGACCAAGAGAACCAUCCAGUUUGUCGACUGGUGCCCCACGGGAUUCAAGGUGGGCAUCAACUACCAGCCGCCGACUGUGGUGCCGGGCGGCGACCUGGCCAAGGUGCAGCGCGCCGUCUGCAUGCUGUCCAACACCACCGCCAUCGCUGAAGCCUGGGCCAGAUUGGAUCACAAGUUCGAUUUGAUGUACGCCAAGCGCGCUUUCGUGCACUGGUAUGUCGGCGAGGGAAUGGAGGAGGGAGAGUUCUCUGAGGCCCGCGAGGACUUAGCCGCCCUAGAGAAGGACUACGAGGAAGUCGGAGUUGACUCUACGGAGGGAGAGUUGGAUGACGAAAACGAAUACUAAGCCCUAAUAAUCGGUACAUUCGGAAACAUAGUAUUAAGAUGAUAGUUUCCCCAAUAAAAAAAAAUAACGUAUUUUAACCGAUUGACCAAAAUAUAACUAAUUUCAUUCAUAACAAGUUUCUCCUCAUUAUAUAAAGUUAUUAAGUGUAUUUAUUUUUUCAAGAUUGUGUAUUAAUUAAUUAUAUCAGAACGUAUGUAGUUCAACUGAUGUUUACGAAAUAUUACAUUAUCACAGUCACGUGUAUUUUGUAUACUCUACUCUGUGAUCAGAGACAUAGAGUAGAAUAACAAGAAAAAAAAGUAAACUACUUCUAGACUCAAGACUAUACACUCAUACACGUAUACUUUGGUAUACCUACACCUGACAUGUUAACAUCAAAAACAAUAAAAUAAUCAAAAAAUAUCAUUCUAAGUUAAAAAUUAUUAGAUGUAAGAAAAACAACGUGAGCUUGACUAAUUACAAGGAUGUUUGAAUUAACAGUACAAACUUUUGAAAAAUUAUUUCCUUACGUGAAAUGUAAAGUUUGUCGCUCUGUAACAUGUGAGUUUGAUUUGCUAAAAUACAGCAUCAUUUAUUAAUUUACAAACAAAACAAAGUGAUAAUAUAUUUUAUUUUCGUCAUAAUGUAAUAGGAUUAGUGAAAUCUUUUAUAUUUUUUGUAAAAGGCUAACUUAUUAAGGUUUAUUAUAAUUAUGCUUUAAUAUGAAAUGGUAACAUAAAUGUGGAUAAUUUAUUAUAAUUGCACAUUAAAUUUUUUACCCUC
Messenger RNA from Parnassius mnemosyne (clouded apollo), 2203 nucleotides. Lineage: Eukaryota; Metazoa; Arthropoda; Insecta; Lepidoptera; Papilionidae. The record is from the annotation of a GenBank genome assembly.